UAUGUGCACAAGAUCUGUUAAUAAUAUUUUGAUUUAAGGUGUUUGCACGCACAUAUGCCUAUAUAACAAUUCGAGAAAGUACAUGUCUAGGUGAUAUAACGGACGAUAUGUCGAAACGCGGAUUGGUAGAAAGGUUAAAAAAUGGCGAAAAUGUAUUGAUAGCAAAUGGAUAUAUGUGGGAGUUUGCUCGUCGCGGAUACCUGACACUUGGUGGUUACGUUCCGGAAGUGGUGAUCGAACACCCGGAACUGGUGACACAACUGCAUGAAGAGUUCGUUCACGCCGGAACUGACGUGCUACCCGCAUUCACCUAUUUUGGACAUAGAGAAAAGAUGCGUUCGAUUGGCAGAGAAGCGGAAGUUGAAUCCUUGAACAGACAGGCGCUCAGAAUUGCCAGAAAAGUGGCGGAUCAGACGGGAUGUCUUGUAGCUGGCAGUGUUUGUCAUACUCAAGUCUACUCGCUUAACCACCCAGAAACACACGAGAAAAGCAGAGCAAUAUUUAAGGAGGUGAUAGAGUGGGCGGUGGAGGAGGGGGCGGAUUACAUUGUGGGGGAGACGUUCUCUAUCUUUGAGGAAGCUAUGCUGGCUCUGGAGUGUAUCAAACAGUACGGUAAAGGUCUCCCUGCUGUCAUCACUCUGAGUGCUCAUGUACCGGAUCAGACGGUGGACGAUGUCCCAAUACCGGAAGCUUGUCGUAGAUUGGAGGAGGCGGGGGCAGUGGCAGUAGGAUUGAACUGCUCCCGGGGUCCUAAAACCAUGAUUCCGCUCAUCCGGGAAAUUAGAAAAGUUUGCAAGGGCCCUAUAGCUGCUAUCCCUGUGCCUUUCCGUUGUAAAGAUGGAUGCCGCACGUUUUAUUCCUUCAAAGACGAAGAAACCGGAAAGUUUCUCUACCCAAACAACCUUGAAUGCAAAAAAUGUUCCUCAGAUGAUAUCAUAGAGUUUGCAACAGCAGCUAAGGAAAUUGAUGUGCAAUAUGUCGGUCUCUGCUGUGGAAAUUGCGCAGCUUACAUGCGUGAUUUAGCGGAAGUCUAUGGUCGUAAACCGGAAGCUAGUCGAUAUUCAUGUGACCUGUCCCUUUCGUUCGUCUGGGGAGAGAAAAAGGAACUGAAUAAAGUGGCAGAUAAGGAGUUUUUGUAUAUGGUGCACGGAAUGGAGAAAUAAACGAAUAUUUGUCACAUAUUCAAUGUAAAUGU
Messenger RNA from Saccostrea cuccullata (small rock oyster), 1195 nucleotides. RefSeq names its product betaine--homocysteine S-methyltransferase 1-like. The record is from RefSeq and is a predicted model, not a curated record. Gene Ontology annotation, molecular function: methyltransferase activity; zinc ion binding. The transcript is spliced from 7 exons. NCBI's taxonomy places the organism in Eukaryota, Metazoa, Mollusca, Bivalvia, Ostreida, Ostreidae. The coding region runs from base 108 to 1163 and encodes 351 amino acids.